Messenger RNA from Trichoderma harzianum CBS 226.95, 1568 nucleotides. RefSeq lists its product as hypothetical. The coding region runs from base 94 to 1548 and encodes 484 amino acids. The transcript is spliced from 2 exons. Gene Ontology annotation, molecular function: monooxygenase activity; heme binding; iron ion binding. Lineage: Eukaryota; Fungi; Ascomycota; Sordariomycetes; Hypocreales; Hypocreaceae. The record is from RefSeq and is a predicted model, not a curated record.
CCCACUCUCCCACAUUCCCUCUUGUUUGGACAUAUUCCAAUUCUCCUCAAGUUCCGGAAGCAUCACCCUGAAGAUGUCCAUUUCGGCAUCAUCAUGAAAUGGCUUGUAGAUAACUGCAACCAGUGGAUUCCAGACUUGAAACGCCCUCCUCCAGUGCUGUACCUUGACAUAUGGCCCGUCUUCCCGGACGUCAUGAUGAUGGUCUUUGACGGCAGCAUGUCGGCGCAGUUUACGCAGGCUAGAAGCUUGCCUAAGCACCAUAUUACUCGGACGUUCCUUGAGCCGUUGACGGAUAACCUCGACAUGACCUCUGCUGACGGCAGUCAGUCGAAGGUGUGGAGGUCGCGGUUCAACCCGAGCUUCAGUCCGAGAAACAUCACCAUGCUCAUUCCCGAGCUCAUCGAUGAGAUCAUGGUCUUCAAAGACUUGCUUGGGAAAAUGGCUGGGCCAAGCGGACAAUGGGGUGACGUCUUUCAGCUGGAGGAGCGCACCACAAGCCUUACUUUCGACGUAAUUCUUCGUGCAACAAUGGAUGAAAGACUGCAUGAGCAGAUAAAUGCACAGGGCAGUCCACUCAAGCAAGCCCUCAUCAGCCAGAUACGAUUGAUGAGCAAAGUCCUCGGCGUGAACCGCAUCCUAGGCAUCAAACGAUGGCCGUGGGAAGCCUGGACCAGACAACGCAACAACGAAGCAUUACGCAAGGCUCUGCUGGGCCGCGUGGAAGCCAUCAUAAAGUCACCUCAUCUCGCUGAUGCUGUCAGCGAGAAGAAGACUAUCCUAAACAUAGCUCUGAGUCGCACGCUUGCCGAAACCGGCGGCGAAACUCCCGAUCAACGGUCAGUCGAUGCCAUUCUAGCUAAUCUCAAGCUUUUCUUGUUUGCGGGCCACGAUACGACAUCGUCAACCAUCUGCUGGAUGUUCAAGCUACUCCAGGACAACCCCAACUGCCUCGCCAAGCUCCGCGAAGAGCUUAACAGUGUUCUUGGAGAAGACGUCACCCAAGCUGCCAGUUUAUUACGGGACUCGCCUCAGCUUCUGAACAAUCUAGUGUACACCAAUGGCGUCGUCAAAGAAGCUCUCCGCUUCUACCCGCUCGCAUCAACUGUGCGCCAGGGCGAAAGAGAUUUCUUCCUCGCUGUGUCCGGGUCUGAUAUGAGAUACCCGACGGAGGGCACCGCCAUCCAUGACGUGCCGUCCGUCAUUCAGCUUGACGAACACGUUUGGCCGCGCGCAAACGAGUUUCUCCCGGAACGCUGGAUCGCGGCCCAAGGCGACCCUAUGCACCCCAACAAGGAUGCCUGGAGGCCGUUCUCCAUGGGGCCGAGGAAUUGCAUCGGACAAGAGCUGGCCAUGGUGGAAAUAAAAUUGGUGGCUGCAUUAGUGUGCAGGGAAUUUGACAUCCAAGAGGCUUGGGACAAGUGGGAUAUGAAACAAGGAUCGAUGAAACCCAAAGAGACGGUUGAUGGACAGAGACUCUAUGGAUGUGGGCAAACUGUCCAACAUCCAAAAGACGGAAUGCCGGUGCAUGUCAGACGACUUUAUGCUUGAAUAAACAUUGCUUCACGUAA